UUGACAAUACACAGUUGAUUACUUUUGACAGCGUCAAAGCUCGAAACUGGGCAAAAUCAAAAAAUGCUAAUAAUAAUGUAAUUUAUUAUUACGUUUCAAAUACGGCAAAAUGAACCAGGACGAUAUAAAAUCUGUUGUACAGGAAAAGUUUCUGUCUAGUGAACGAGUUACGGCGUUCCUGAGCGAUGCUAAAGUACUUUAUCCUGAAAGGGUAAUGAAAGACAGACUGUUGGCGAUUGUUGAAUUUGGAGAUGAAAAAGCUGUUUUUUGUUUAUUUACAUCAUGUUACCCACCGAAAUCCUUCACGGAUUUAUCCAUAGAAAUAGUUUUGCCCAUCGACAAUAGUUUCAAAUGUGAAAUCGACAACAAACCGACUGAUCCCGAAGCAGUAUUGUACCUGAACCUUCAAUCUCGCAACAGUAAGUUCAAAUUCGAAAUACAAAUAACUCCACGAGUUGACAAUUUUGUUGAUGAUCUGUUCAGAGGUAUAGAUGCAGUGAACAAAGUCCCCACACAACCAGAAUUUGUAUGGUUAAAAAAAUAUAAAGGAAAGAGUGAAGAGGAUAUAUUUGCUCAUACCAUGGUUGUAGAAAGGUCUGGAGUAGCCCAUACUCAAAGCUCGGCUCCUGUUGCAUUCAGAGAAAGCCUAAUAAAGCAUAAAAUGGCAGACAAAGAGAUGGAAUAUACAUUUUGCAAAAGAUUUACAAUUUUUUGUGGUACAUGGAAUGUCAAUGAUAAACCUCCAGUUAUUCCUCUCAAAGAGUGGCUUAAUGUAGACAAAGAGCCCCCUGAUAUUUAUGCUGUUGGAUUUCAAGAAUUAGAUUUGUCAAAAGAGACUUUUCUCUUUGACCAGACUGUUAGAGAAGAUGAGUGGUACCAUGCUGUGCUGAACUAUGUUGACCCUCGAGCUAAAUAUGUAAAGUUGGAAAAAGUGAGACUGGUUGGAAUGAUGCUAAUAGUUCUAAUAAAAGCCAAACAUGUGUCUCAUGUGAGUAAUGUCAUCUGUGAUACUGUAGGCACUGGGAUAAUGGGGAAAAUGGGCAACAAAGGAGGAGUAUCCAUAAGGUUUGAUAUUCACAAUACUUCUAUAUGUUUUGUGAACUCUCAUCUUGCAGCCCAUGUUGAAGAAUAUGAGAGGAGGAAUCAAGAUUUUCGAGAUAUAUGUAAUAGAACAAGAUUUGCACAACCAAAUCAACUGCCUAAAACAAUAAAAGACCAUGACCAUAUUUAUUGGUUAGGUGACCUGAACUAUAGGAUUACAGAACUGGAUCCUAGUACUGUCAAGCGAAUGGUUAGUGAACAUAAUUUUGGACCAGUACUAGAGUGGGAUCAGUUAAAACAGCAACAUAAAAUAGAUAAUGUAUUUUCUGGAUACCUUGAGGGUCCUAUUAACUUUAAGCCUACUUACAAAUAUGAUCCUGGUACAGACAAUUGGGAUUCCAGUGAGAAAAACAGAGCCCCUGCAUGGUGUGACAGGAUAUUCUGGAAAGGAAAGGAAAUUACACAGUUGGCGUACAGAAGUCAUCCUUCUCUUAAUAUUAGUGACCACAAACCAGUCUCGGCUGUUUUUAGUUCGUACAUUAAAAUAAUAGAUGAGGAAAAGUACAGAAAAGUCUAUGAAGAAGUAAUUAAACACUUAGACAAAAUGGAAAAUGAAUUGAUACCACAAGUAAAAGUUGACAGAACUGAAAUUGAUUUUGGUACAGUUAGGUACCUUGAACUGCAAGUUCAAACCAUCACUAUAAGGAAUACUGGUAAACUACCUGUAGAAUUUGAAUUCAUAAAGAAAUUGGAUGAUACAAGUUUCUGUAAAGAGUGGCUCAUAGUAGAACCCUACAAAAAAAGUAUAUGUGCUGAUGAAGUUUGCGAGAUUCAUCUGAAAGUACUCAUAAAUAAGACUUCAGCUUGCAAAAUGAAUGCUGGUACAGACAAACUCUAUGAUAUCCUUGUGCUCCAUCUUUAUGGAGGCAAAGAUAUUUUCAUAACUGUAAAUGGAACAUACCAGAGGAGCUGUUUUGGAUGCUCCAUAGAAGUGCUAGUGAACUUGAAUGUGCCAAUCAAAGAAGUAGCUGUUGGCAAACUGAUUGAAUUAGAGAAUAAGAGAGAUCAAACUGUAUCACAACAGUCCACAUAUUCUAUACCAAAGGAAAUUUGGUUCUUGGUAGACCAUAUUUACUUACAUGGCCUUAAAGAGCCCAAUUUGUUUGAGCAACCUGGCUUACACUCUGAAAUUUUGCAAAUUAGAGAUUGGUUAGACAGCGGCUCUAUAGAUCCUAUCCCUGGGAGCAUUCACUCAGUAGCUGAAGCCCUCUUACUUUUGCUAGAGAGUACAGUAGAUCCAAUUAUUCCAUAUAAUCUUCAAUCGGUGUGUCUGAGAGCUUCAGCAAAUUAUCUUCAAUGCAAACAGAUUGUCAUGGAAUUGCCUGAAUUCAGGAAGAAUGUCUUUUUGUACUUAUGUGAGUUCUUGCAGGAAGCUUUGCAGCAUAGUGCAGAAAAUGGCUUGGAUGCGAAAACUUUAUCAACACUGUUUGGUUCUAUAUUUUUACGUGACAAUCCAAAUAAUAGUCACGAGCCUCAGACAAGAAUAAAUAAACAAGUCGUUGACAAGAAAAAGGCCCAAUUUGUUUACCAUUUCUUAAUAAAUGAUCAUAGUGAUCUGAUAUUCUCAAGAUAAAGCAUUUUGUUCAGAUGUGCGCUUUUAGAUACUACAUUUUACAAAGUGAGUAGUACCCAGGGUAGUGAUUGAAAUAAAUUGUAUUUCUGUUAUGAAAUUGAAUUAAUCAAAGUGAUGUAAUCCUGCCAUAUUGAUGGACUUAUGUUUUUAUGUAAAUUAAAAAGCUGGCUUAUAAAUAUGUCUCCACACAAUCCCAGUUUGCUUAGUACUUUACAUGUACUGAACUUAUGAUAGCUGACUGAAUUGACAUUCACCUGUAUUGUGGGCUAGAUUACUUUAUGUGUACUUUUGUUUUCACAUUGUUACUUAAAAAUUGAAGCUGUGCACAUGUUGUCAUUUCUACAUCAAAUAUUUAAACAUGUAAGUUCCUUGUUAUUUCUCAGUGCCUAAUUCACAAUUGUAAACUUAAAUAGUUACUUAAUCUAUUAAUUAAUACACAGGACUAGGAUUUUAUCUAUAAAACGAAAUAAUCCACUUGGAACCUGAUAGAUACUACAAUUUGAUUUUAUAAAAAUGUAAAAUUAGGUUCUAUUCAUUAAGAAAACAGCCCCUUCCUCUGUAUUUUUUUAAAUACUCUAAAAUUAAUUUUUUUACUUUGAAAUUGUUUUAGAUCAUAAACGCUCUAGUUAUGUCAUCACAUUUAUAUAUUUAAGUAAUUUAACGAAGGGUGAAUUGCUAUUUGGUUUAAGAGACAUUUUUGCAACUUUACAUUAGAGCCAUUUAAAGUUUAAAAUUUGGAAAAAAUAUAACAAAAAACUUAUUCCGCUAUUUGAAUAGAAUAAAUUUAAUUGAAGCUAUACAAAGCUGCUGAUACAUCCAACUGCUAAUGCUAAUACCAAACAAAACGCACCUUUAAUUACAAAGAUAAUUAAUGCCGCAUUACGCGAAUGUCACUAUAACCAAAUAGCUUUGGUUUCGCCUUUCGUUAUAAUGAAACUCAUUCCUAAAUUUUUUUACUAGACUUGUUCGAGCUCUCUUCUCUCGUUCGUCAUUCGUGUGUAGAACGUUCAAACUUAUCGUUAAAGAUACGUUACCGAUGCUUGAAAAUUAAACACACAAAUUAAUACAAUUGAAUACUUGAAGAAAUCGUACUUAUUAAAAUUAAUCGUGAAAUUGAAAUUGAAAAUGAAAAGUUUUGGAGAGAUAAAUGAAAUCUGCUUGUUUUAAAUAACUGCAAGUGAUUUGUUGGAGAAUGGAUUCUCUGUCCCUUUCUCGCAAUGUAACGGUAGGAUUUGAUGGACAGAAGCAUUAACGUUAUUAUUUAGUAUAGUGUCCUCUCUUUUUAGCAUGAGAUAAAAACAAAACUUUUUUUAUAUUUGAAAAAGUUGUUAAUUGCAAUUCAAUUGCCUGCGUUUAUUUUUGGUUAAUUUCAUAAAUAAUUUAAAAAAUGGCUCAGUUCAAAGCCGUAUUGCGCUAUGCAAAAAAUGCCAUCGUACAUUUUUUCACUAAAAACUCGCCUUAUGGAUUUUUUUAAGAUUCUAAUUUUGUGCUAAAUAUUUUAUUUGGUUUUAACCCUCACAACUCAUCUGAAUAAUAGUAACAUAACAUCUAAAAAUUUGACCAUUGAAUCUAUCGGUUCUCACGAUUCUAGCGAUAGUUUUAUAUAUUAUUAAUCACAAUUAUUUAUCACAACAUAAUUUUAGUAGCCAAAUAUGACGAACAAUCAAUGUUGUAAACGAAUAUUACUUUGUGAUAUUAUUAUUAAAAUGUGUGAAUGCGAAUAAGCUUCAAUUAAAAAGGUCUCUUUUAAUUUGCUAUUUAUUUGUGUAUAAAUUAAAAUAAAAUAGUUACUCACUGUGUUUGUAACAAAUUAUGAUAAAUGAGUUUAUGAAUACGAUUACGUAUCUUCAAAUGUAUGUGUAUUUCUGUAACUAAAAUGUAACUGUUAAUUUAUUAAAUUAUUAUUUAAA
Molecule: messenger RNA, 4584 nt
Organism: Bombyx mori (domestic silkworm)
Lineage: Eukaryota; Metazoa; Arthropoda; Insecta; Lepidoptera; Bombycidae
Gene: Ocrl
Product: type II inositol 1,4,5-trisphosphate 5-phosphatase
Exons: 1
Coding region: 110-2674 (854 amino acids)
Biological process (GO): signal transduction; phosphatidylinositol dephosphorylation
Cellular component (GO): membrane
Molecular function (GO): inositol phosphate phosphatase activity; phosphatidylinositol-4,5-bisphosphate 5-phosphatase activity
Source: RefSeq, a predicted model, not a curated record